UGUUCAUAACAUUUUAUAGUCAUAGAAGCUAUGCAAAUGUCUAUGCAAACACUGCCAGGGGUUUAGCCCCAAUAACUUUUGAAAGAGCAUAUGCAAUUACCUCUCUUUCAUAAAAGAGAAUCACAUUCCUUGGUGACUUAUCUGACAGCUUCCCAGCAUUUUGUUACUGGAAACAGCUAUUUCACAACUGAGACAGGAACUGUGUACAAUAUAUAGGGUAUGAUCUAAGUGGCUGGGCACACAACAGAAGGUCCCUUCUUUUGACUGCAUCUCACUGUCAUUGAUCACUUCAGCACCAUGAGAACAACAGCCUUCAUCUUACUUGUGGCUCUGGCACUUGCAUCCAUGUUCAAAGUCCAUAAAUGCAGGCGUGCUUUCGUGGCCAGCAGAGAACCAUGGAGUUUCUGUGAAAAGAGGGGUCAUAAACAGAUAUGGGAUAUGCCAUACAGAGGAAGACGGCUGACUGCAGCCAUUAUAAAAAGCUGUCUCCAGAAAACACAGCUUGUAUUGCCUCCUAUGACCCAAUUUGUGGAUCUGAUGGUAAAACGUACCAAAAUGAGUGCUACUUCUGCGUUGCAGUUAGGAAAACCAACCACAAACUGAAAUUUGCCCACUGGGGAAAGUGCUGAAAGUAUCUUCUCAUUGAAAAUACGUUUUAAUGUACCCACUGGUGAGAGGCACGUCCCUUUCCCAUAGAAUCUAUGCUGCGUUGCUUAACCUUGUUCCUGCAUGCUGACUCACUUCUAGAAUAAAGAGGCUAAAAUGAGAUAAAUGUGUGUUUGGCA
Molecule: messenger RNA, 785 nt
Organism: Chinchilla lanigera (long-tailed chinchilla)
Lineage: Eukaryota; Metazoa; Chordata; Mammalia; Rodentia; Chinchillidae
Product: serine protease inhibitor Kazal-type 9
Exons: 5
Coding region: 298-603 (101 amino acids)
Molecular function (GO): protein binding; serine-type endopeptidase inhibitor activity
Source: RefSeq, a predicted model, not a curated record